This is a messenger RNA of Glossina fuscipes, 1998 nucleotides long. Its product is annotated as segmentation polarity homeobox protein engrailed. The record is from RefSeq and is a predicted model, not a curated record. Gene Ontology annotation, cellular component: nucleus. Gene Ontology annotation, biological process: multicellular organism development; regulation of transcription by RNA polymerase II; neuron differentiation. Gene Ontology annotation, molecular function: RNA polymerase II cis-regulatory region sequence-specific DNA binding; DNA-binding transcription factor activity, RNA polymerase II-specific. Bases 115 to 1872 code for a protein of 585 amino acids. Lineage: Eukaryota; Metazoa; Arthropoda; Insecta; Diptera; Glossinidae. The transcript has 3 exons.
UUCAAAUUUCAAUUGUGUGUAUGUAUUAGUGGUAUUUAGAGUAUAACAAAAAAUAUAUAUAAACCGUGUAAGAAAACUUAUAACAUUCGUUAGUGCUAUAAACUAAGAUUGCCCAUGGCCUUAGAGGAUCGCUGCAGCCCACAAUCAGCACCAAGUCCGCCAGGCCUGCCGCACUCACCUCCAACACAAAGUUGUUCCGCACUACCCUCCAGGAUUUUGGACAUGAGUUUAUCGCAAGCGGAUACUGCUACGGCUGUCACAGCCACUAUGUUGCCGCACACAGUGGCUGCUUCUUUAUAUCAGCAACAGCAAUUGCAGCAUUUGCAACAACUGCAACAAUUACAGCAAUUACAUCAACAACAAUUGGUUGCCGCCAGUGCUUUCCCUUUGCCUCAUGCCAACUACGACAUCGCCUUACACCAGCGCCUAAGUCUAUCGCCCGGAACGCACUCAACUUCGUCGUCGACGCCAGCAUCUACUAUGACGAUUAAAGAAGAAGAAAACGAUUCUAUAAUGGGUGACAGUUUCAAUGGCACCGACGAUCAUAUAAACAAUGCUAAUAAUGUCACCGAAGAUGAGGAUGACGAUAUCGACGUUGAUGAUGUGGAAGAGGAACGUUUACCACCGCCGGCUCAUCAACAGUCCAGCAAACCUGCCCUGGCUUUUUCUAUAUCGAAUAUUUUGAGCGAUCGCUUUGGCGGCAGUGAAACUAGCAACAAUAAUAAAUCUUCUGAAUCAGGUGUAGACGGGCAAACAACAAAGUCUCCGUUUGCUCCAAAUCCGGCAAGCAUUUUUCGUCCAUUCGAUCAUGCUCGAGCGGCUACGGCUACACCAUCCGCCUUCACACGCGUAGACCUUUUGGAAUUCAGUCGACAACAACAAGCUGCAGCCGCUGCUGCUACAGCCGCAAUGAUGAUCGAACGUGCCAAUAUAUUAAAUUGUUUUAAUCCGGCAGCCUACCCGCGCAUACAUGAAGAAAUAUUGCAAAGCCGUAUGCGACGUACUGGAGUUUUGCCACCUACUAUAGCAAAGCCUACAGAUGUCAGCAACGCAAGCAAUCCGUGUUUGGAAAAAUCCGCUUUGGGCUCUUUGUGUAAAACUGUAUCACAAAUUGGCCAAACAUCUGUUAGCCAACCCGCCUCAACCAAUUUAGCCAUUAACAGCAGCAAUGCCUCGACCAUACCUUCAACCGCCUCAUCAAUUGCCAAUUCUUCUAUUUCUACCGCACCAUCCCCAUCGUUAUGUUUAACGUUAGCCAAAGCCAGUCUCAAUAGCCCACCAGCAACAGCAAUAGCCAACAAUAAUAGCUCAAGCGUAAAUUCAUCACCUUCCGCUCGCUUGGUCACGAAAAGUAUUAGCCCCCAGCCGAUUACCGCACCAUCGGCAAUAAGCCGUGAUUCAGGCAUGGAAUCCUCAGAUGAUACACGUUCCGAGACGGGCUCGACAACUAAUUCGGAAACGAGUAAAAAUGAAAUGUGGCCCGCGUGGGUAUUUUGUACCCGUUACAGUGAUCGUCCUAGUUCGGGACCACGUUACCGACGACCAAAACAACCCAAAGACAAGAAUUCCGAUGAGAAACGACCACGUACUGCCUUUUCCAGUGAACAGUUGGCGCGUUUAAAGCGUGAAUUCAAUGAGAAUCGUUAUCUAACUGAACGUAGACGUCAACAAUUAAGUUCUGAAUUGGGCUUAAAUGAGGCGCAAAUAAAAAUUUGGUUCCAAAAUAAACGGGCGAAAAUUAAAAAAUCGACUGGAACGAAAAAUCCUUUAGCUUUACAACUAAUGGCUCAGGGUUUAUACAAUCAUACUACGGUGCCAUUAACUAAGGAAGAAGAAGAAUUGGAAAUGCGUAUGAAUGGGCAAAUACCGUAAACUCUCUCUCUCUCUUUUCAAGUAUACGCUUGCUCUCUCGAAAUCUACUCGUUAUCUCUCUAUCAUCAGUGCAAUAUAUAUGUUUGUAGGUAUGUCGGCAGAAUAAUAUUAAACUGCAAUAUAAAU